GCUCAUCGGAAGAGGAGGUUAUAGUAGUUAGUGCAAUUUGUGCCGAGAUUGAAAAAGAGGAAAGUGCAAAAUUACGCCGGAAACAUCGGUUUUGGGUUCAUGAAAUAUUUAAAAAAAGAAGAGAAUAUGGCGAGUUUCAUCAUCUUUUCCCGGAUUUAUUAAAAGAUGAUGCAAAAUUUUUUAAAUAUUUUCGGAUGUCUCAAACCAAAUUUUAUGAGUUGCUUAGGAUGCUACCGUUUUCGAAGAAAUAUACUCCAUUUAGAGAACCUGUCAGCUGGGAGGAGCGCCUUGCAUUGACGCUGAAAUUUAUUGGUCACGUUAACUCAUUCACCACAUUAUCAUUUAGCUACAGACUUGGAUAUACAACAGUUCGUACCAUUGUUUAUGAAACUUUAGAGUGUAUUUGGGAAAACUUACAACCUGUUGUUUUACCUAACCCAAGCAAAGAGCACUGGGAAAAGAUUGAACGCGAUUUUCAUGAGAUGUGGAAUUUUCCAAAUUGUUGCGGAGCAUUAGAUGGUAAGCAUGUGGUCAUAGAGAAACCUCCAAGAAGUGGAUCACUCUAUUUUAAUUAUAAACAUCAGCAUAGUAUAGUUCUAUUGGCAUUAGUGGAUGCAACAUAUCGAUUUGUCACAGUUGAUGUAGGGGCCUAUGGUAGGAACAGUGAUGGUGGGAUAUUCAAUUCGUCGUCUCUUGGAAAAAAAUUAUAUUCUAAUGAACUAAAUUUUCCUCCUAGUAAGCCUUUGCCGAAUACUAAUACAGUAUUACCAUUCGUCAUUGUAGCGGAUGCGGCGUUUCCUUUAAAAGAUAAUAUUAUGAGACCUUACCCUUCAAACGAAAUUGCCAAUAAUGAAGCUUAUAAAGUGUACGACUAUAGACACUCUCGUGCACGAAGAGUAGUCGAAAAUGCAUUUGGGUUACUUACCAAAAAGUUUAAAUGGUAUUCUACAAAAUACAACAUACUUCCUAGAAAUAUUGAUAAAAUCAUAUUAGCAACAGUAGUGCUGCACAAUUUUUUGAGAAACGAUAAAUGUUCCUGGCAACCAGAAGAAUUAGAGAAAGAAGACUUUUGUUUUCUUCGUGACCUUUCUCAUAUUGGCGGUCGAACCCCCUUUUCAGCAGAAAGAAUCAGGGAAGCCUUCACUGAAUAUUUUGUGUCCCCAAAUGGAAGUGUACCUUGGCAGCUUGAACGUGUAUAUGAUGGAAGACGAUAAUGUAUUUUUAUUAAUAAAAUAUAUACAGAGAGGGGCUAAAUUAUCGAAUAAAUUCAUUUUCUCUAAAAUUUUGGAAGAAAAUACCAAAACAGGUCGAUUUUUACUUUUAAAUUACAAUUUUUUGGCAUAUACAGUGGAACCUCGAUUAUCCGUCACCUCUGUUAACCGUCAGGGUCCAUUAAGUUAUAUUGUAUACACAAGUAAAAAUUGAGUCAUCAAUUCAUUUUGUUUGAGCAUUGCGAUAAGCCAAACGAAAUUCAUUGAAAUGUACACGUGCAGUUAUGCCAUCACCGCAUUUUUUUAUGUAAAUAAUUUUUAUUCUUAUUCAGGGCUCUGGAUUAAAUUUCAAUUUAAAUAGGUAAUGAUAAAUGAUACCAUACUUUUAGAGUUCUAUUUUUAGAAUCGCAAGCCGAAAAUAAAAAUGUACAUCACACAAAUUAUUAGUUAAUAUCUGUGUGUCACCAUAACAGUAUGAUUUUUAUUUUUUUUAAUGUUCUGUUAACCGUCUUUUCGAUUAUCCGUCAUACUCUUGGUCCGGUGCCCUGACGGAUAAUCGAGGUUCCACUGUAUUUCAUACUAGAGACGUCAUUCAUCUGAGCUUAAUGAUGUAAUCGAUGAUUUUUUUAAAUGGGAAUAGGGGUUGUGUGGCAUCUCAUUUGAAAGGGUGUUCAAUCCUCUAUUCAGUAAUAUAAACAAUAAUAUCAUUAUUUCUACAGGGUGGCCAAAACAAUAAUUUUUAAAUUACAUUAAUUGACGCAAAAAGAAGAAUGUAUGUAAUUUAUUUAACUCAAAAUACAUUGUACUGCUGUCAGUAAAUAGAAAAAAAUGUUUAUUUCACAAAUAAACAUUUCAUUUCACUUAAAUUAAAUCACAAACAGCCUCCCACCUACCUCUUGACAGUUUGAACAUUUAAUUUAAGCGAAAAGCAAUGUUUUUUGCCAAAUAAACAUUUUUUUCUAUUUUCUGACAUCAUUAGAAAGUAUUUUGAGUUAAAUAAAUUGCAUACAUUCUUACUUUUUCGUCAAUUAAUUUAAUUAAAAAAGUAUUUUUUGGCCACAAAUGAGAUGCCACACGACCCAUAUUCCCAUUUAAAAUAAUCAUAGAUUACGUCAUCACGCUCAGAUGAAUAACGUCGCUAGUAUGAAAUAUAUGCCAAAAAAAUUGUAAUUUAAAAAUAAAAAUCGACGUGUUUCGGGAUUUUUCUCCAAAGCCGUCCAUUUUAGAGAAAAUGAAUUUAUUCCAUAAUUUAGCCCAUCUCUAUGUAGGAGAAAAAUGUUAUGUAUUGUUUUAAUUUUAUUUUAGAAACGCAUCAUGUCAUCUAUGAUAUAUUUUAAAAACUAUCGUAAAAUAAAAGUUUUUAAAAGACAUAAACUACACAAUUUUAAUGAAUAUGCAUCAUGUUAAAAAAACGAA
Diabrotica virgifera virgifera (western corn rootworm) is the source of this 2627-nucleotide messenger RNA. RefSeq lists its product as uncharacterized. The coding region runs from base 195 to 1214 and encodes 339 amino acids. Lineage: Eukaryota; Metazoa; Arthropoda; Insecta; Coleoptera; Chrysomelidae. The transcript has 2 exons. The record is from RefSeq and is a predicted model, not a curated record.